Messenger RNA from Epinephelus moara (kelp grouper), 2439 nucleotides. Its product is annotated as B-cell scaffold protein with ankyrin repeats-like. Gene Ontology annotation, biological process: negative regulation of phosphatidylinositol 3-kinase/protein kinase B signal transduction; B cell activation; negative regulation of B cell activation. Gene Ontology annotation, molecular function: protein tyrosine kinase binding; signaling receptor binding. The coding region runs from base 19 to 1905 and encodes 628 amino acids. NCBI's taxonomy places the organism in Eukaryota, Metazoa, Chordata, Actinopteri, Perciformes, Serranidae. The record is from RefSeq and is a predicted model, not a curated record. The transcript has 16 exons.
ACAAGCAACGCAGCAGCCAUGAGCCAGACAGCUGAGGAGCUGUUAAUCAUCUAUGAGACAGAGGCAGAACAAUGGGCCACCUAUCUGCGGUCAGUCUUCACCGGUCCAAUCUCAGAGGCUGGGAUCUGCUGCUAUGACAUUGCUGCAGUGUCCAGCCCGCAGGACGACUUCCUCAGGCUGGCCCAGUACACCUGCAAGCUGCUGAUCCUUUCCAAGGGCAUGCUGGAGGGUCUGUGCCAGAAGCGGCGCUUCUUCCUGUCCCGUGUCUUGCGUCCUGCAGCUCAUGUGGUGGUGCUGCUCUGUGGGGUGGACAGUCUGAGCCCACUGCUGGAGCUGGUGCCCCUGAACGGCGGCGAGUGCCUACAGAUCUCCAGUGAACAAGAUGCUCAUGAGUAUCUGACCGCUGUGACCGAUAUUGCGAGAAAAGGUGCGUUAGCCUCAGCGGCAAAUGUCACCCCCUUGACAAGGAAACUAUCAGGAUCAGGGCAAAAGGUGGAACAAAUGCAGUCAGCUGGAGCCCACAGUGUCAGAUCCAUUGUGGUCGUUCCUUCCAGAGUUCCAUGCAGGAGCUCUAUGGAAUUGUUCAUUCUUUUGAAAAAUAAGUUGGUCGGCAGCGACGCUGAGGUUGAGUUCACUGGUGAGAAUCAGAUGCUGAGAGUGAAGCCUGUGUGCUGGAAUGAACGGAUUCUGUGUCUCAGUGCACCAGAUUUUCCAGCAGGAAAUGUACGAGUGACGGUGUAUCGCAAUGGAGUGCCACUGAGCAAGGCACAGCUGCAGUACUACAGCAACAUGGAGGAAAUAUCCUGCCUUUUAGCCAAGGCAGCAGACCCUGUAGAUUUCAUGUGUCAGUCUCUUCAGUUGUCUUCUGUGGAGAAGCUGGAUCAGAAGCUGUUGUCCAUGUUGUUGGAGCGCAUGCCCAGUGGAGGAUUUUGUGGACUGCAGUGUGAAAACAAACCUGAACGAGAGCUCCACCAUGCAGACGCACCAUCGCUCCUCCAUUUUGCUGCCCAGUAUGGACUCAAGAGCACCUCCAGCCUGCUCCUGCAGUGUCCUGGUGCUGAGCAAGCACUGCACACAGCCAAUCGCCAUGGACAGACUCCUGCUGAGAUUGCCAAGAGUCAUGGCCAUAGAGAGCUUCACGUCUUAUUGAAGGAAACACUGAAUAUGUUCAACUCUGGCGAGGACAAUGGUGAUGCCAGUGUGUACGAAAUGAUGCGCGCUGCAGGGACUCCCUCCACCAAACAUACGCAGGAAGAGCAACAAGGAGAGGAUAAAGAGGGGGAGGAUGAGGACAUCUACGCACCACUGGGGGUGAGUGAUGAGUAUGACACCAUCCUGAAGUCAACAAAAGCUGUGGUUAUUGCCAAUCGCCCGCCAGCACCCACACCUCGGCCUGAGAGCACCCAUGUGAAGGAGGACAGAACCCCUUACAUCACUCAAGUGUUCCAGAAGAAGAAGACACCACAGAGUGAGGCUGAUCUCUAUUCAUUCAUAUCACUUCAAAAUAAACAAGCACGGGAACGAGAAGACAGCAUCUCUUCCACCUAUGACACCUUUGUGCCAAACCAGAUAAACGGGCUUCAGCAGCUCAUCGAGCUCCAGCAGAGGGUGAAGGCCGGUUCGCUCACCGUGGACGGGGCCCUGGAGCGCGUCAGCAACUUGCAGCGGGAUCAGAAGGGCAUGGAUGCGCUCCAGCAGGAGAGGUCGAGUCAGCUGAGAGCCAGUAUGACCAGCAGCAGAGAGGAUGAUGACAGUGUCUAUGAUAAAAUCAACAUCGUUCAUCAUACGCCAAGUGUUUCGGUGAGUGAAAGUCGAAGAGGAAGCCAAGCAGUGGAGUCUGAUUUUUACAGCAAGCCACUCAAAGGACAGCAUUUAAGUUUCUUCUCAAAAGGGGACAAACAGUGAAGGCUCCAUCACUCUAUGGAGACGUGAUUCUAUCAACAGUUAUAUCAAGUUUAAUCUAUCUGAUUAUAUAAUCUUUCUUUUUAAUCAUCUAGAUUUCAGGGGAUAUGUCCCCCUUAAUAUUUGGAACAUGUGCAUUUGUUGCCCACAACAACAACAUGAAAGUAGCAGAGGACUUUGAUUGUGCAAAAUUGAUGACAUUUACACCAAAAUCUGAUGCACAAAAGGCACAAACUGGCGCAUUAAAAUGACCAGAAUGAAGGAAAGUGAGUGUUUGACUCAACAUUUUUUGUGGUGAACCCCCGACAUUGAAACGACACCUGCACCCUUGAUUUAGUAUUAACAAUGUUUUGUAUCUCAAAGUAAGAAGUUAAAUAACUAAUUGAUGUAUUUCUUAUUUCUUGUUCAGCUUUUAUUGCCUUUUUUAUUAUAUUACUUAUGUAAAUUGUGGUUUAAGUAAAAAAGUAUCACAUACAUAAUGUAUAAUACAUGAAACUUUACUUUUGAAAAAAAUUUACAUCUUCAGUAUCAUUUUAU